CUCGUCGCGCCGACCAGUGGCGGCGCCGAGGAAACCCUAGCGCCCCGACCCCGAAACCCUCUCUCUCUCUCCUCUCCUAUUAUAUUGGACCUGCACCUCCCCCCGCGGCGCCGCGCCGCGCCGGAGGCGGAGACCACCACUCUUCUCCGGACACAUCUCGCCGCCGCGUCUCUCUCUCUCUCUCUCUGACAAGCCCGCCAGGGGAGCAACAGCGCCAUGCCGCGUCCCGCCUCCGCCGCCGGACAACUGAUCUCGCUCGGCCGUCGGGGCUACGCGGCGGAGGUGCAGCGGCGCGGUUCGUCGAUGGCGGCGAGGAUCUCGGCGGUGGAGGGUGGUGGCGCCGCCGGUGCGGCGGCGGCGGCGGCGGCGGCCAAGGAGAUCUUCUGGAUGAGGGACCCCAAGACCGGCUGCUGGGUCCCCGAGAACCGCUUCGGCGACGUCGACGCCGCCGAGCUCCGGGCGCGUCUCCUGUCCAGGAAGGGCUAGGAAAUCAAACGCAAUUCAAGAAAUCAUUUUUCGUUCCAUGAAGAAACUGAUCCCAUCAAAUCCAAGCGAGCUGAACCUCGUUUGAAGUGGAUCACUGCUAGUGCUCUCCUCUUUGAUACGAUUAUUCCCUGUGUCCUGUAAUUGAGUCAAAACUGCACUGAAAUUUUGAAAUGAAACAUUGAACAUUGAGAAUGAAAACAGUGUCCUUUACAACACUCUUACGAGUUAUGACGACAAAC
This is a messenger RNA of Oryza brachyantha (malo sina), 725 nucleotides long. RefSeq names its product protein SENESCENCE-ASSOCIATED GENE 21, mitochondrial-like. The record is from RefSeq and is a predicted model, not a curated record. Lineage: Eukaryota; Viridiplantae; Streptophyta; Magnoliopsida; Poales; Poaceae. Bases 217 to 486 code for a protein of 89 amino acids. The transcript is spliced from 2 exons.